AUGGCUGAAGUCACCUCCGAACCGCAGGUCACCUUUGCCUCUGGCAGAGUUGGUGAUGACGGCAAGGCCGACUCGCCGCCUGAGCUGAGGAUCCUCCACUACAACGACGUCUAUCACCUCGACCCUUCCAGCGCCGAGCCCGUGGGCGGUUUGCCUAGAUUCAUCAACGUUUGCCGCGAGUACCAGAACGGAGAGCAGUAUGAGGACCAGCCCAAGGUUCUGACCCUCUUUUCGGGAGACGUGUUCAACCCCAGUCUGGAGAGCACAGUUACAAAGGGUCAACACAUGGUUCCGGUGCUUAACAUGAUUGGAACGGACUGUGCUUGUGUAGGGAACCACGACUUUGACUUUGGAGUCAAGCAGUAUGAGAACCUCUCGAGCCAGUGCAACUUUCCCUGGCUCCUCGCCAAUGUCAUCGACCCUGACCUGGGAGAGGAGAUUCCUCUUGGAAACGCAAAGAAGACACACAUGCUCACCACUUCCAACGGCAUCAAGGUUGGCCUUAUCGGAUUGGGAGAGCGUGAGUGGCUUGAGACCAUCAACAGUCUUCCGCCUAACCUUGAAUACCGAUCCGCCACGGCUGUGGCUAAGGAGCUCGUGCCGCAGCUGAGGGAGCAGGGUGCAGAGAUCAUCAUCUGCCUGAGCCAUCAGCGAGAGCCCAACGAUGAUAAGUUGGCUCAGCAGACUGAGGGACUCAUUGACAUUAUCCUCGGAGGUCACGAUCACUACUACGCUCACAACUUUGUCAACGGAACCCAUGUGCUGCGUUCUGGUACUGACUUUAAGAACCUGAGCUACAUUGAGGCGAGGAGAAAGCCUGAUGACCCUACGAGAUGGGACUUUGACAUUUGGCGACGGGACAUCACGUCUACUAUCGAGGAGGAUCCACCUACUCUGGAGCUGGUUGACGAGCUUGUAUCCAAGCUAAACAAGUCUCUGGCCAAGCCAGUUGGAUGGACGGCUACUCCCCUCGACGCACGAUUCAGCACCGUUCGUACCAGAGAAUCCAACAUGGGCAACUUUGUCUGCGACGUCAUGAGACAGCAUCAUAACGCCGACUGCACAAUCAUGGCCUCGGGCACCAUCCGCGGCGACCAGAUCUACCCCCCGGGAGCGAUCCGUAUCAAGGAUAUCACGACGUGCUUCCCGUUCGAGGAUCCUGUCGUGCUGCUCCGCGUCACGGGGCAAGCCAUCUUUGACGCGCUCGAGAACAGCGUGUCCAUGUACCCAGCGCUUGAAGGCAGGUUCCCUCAGGUGUCCAACAUUCGCUUCGAGUUUGAUCCCUCGCGGCCGAGGGGUAACAGGGUGCUCUGGGCGGAUAUCUGCGGGGCGCCGUAUGAACCUGAGAGACUCUAUGAUGGAUUCACCAGUUUGCUAGUCAAGUCCGAGGGCGGCGAGUGUGAAGAGAUCAUCGAGGAGGAAAACGGCAUCCUCAUCUCAGCCAUGCUCCGACAAUACUUCAUGGGUCUUCUGACUGUGGGCAAGUGGAAGAACCUGGCCCAGCACUGGGUCAACGUGGCCGAGCGCUGCGAGACCCCCAUGUCCCCCGUAAAGACUUCCUUUACUAACGUCGACUUUCCCAACCUCACCUCGCUGGCCGAGAAGCUUCCCGAGGAGGAAAAGACCGAGAAGCUUCCCGAGGAGGAAAAGACCGAGAAGCCCGCUGCCAAGGACCCUUGGGGUCGAUUCCUGAAGAGACGGUUCAGCAUCAAUGUUAGACCUCAUAAUGAGAAUGAUGGUGAAGAAGAGGUAGAGGAGGAGGACAAGGAAGAGAAGGAGGAGGAGCCUGAGGAGGAGGAGCACGAGGAUCCUGCAGCCUACAGACUCGACUUUGAGAUUCUCAUUAUGCGCAAGUACUGGGCAAAGUGGGUUCUCAAGGCCGGUGUCAAGGCGAGCGUCUGCGAUCCUCUCGACAUUACAGUCGAUUGGACACGAUGCAUCGCUCCAGUUACGGAUGGAAGAAUCAUCAUGGUUGGUGCAUAG
Molecule: messenger RNA, 1983 nt
Organism: Fusarium vanettenii 77-13-4
Lineage: Eukaryota; Fungi; Ascomycota; Sordariomycetes; Hypocreales; Nectriaceae
Exons: 5
Coding region: 1-1983 (660 amino acids)
Biological process (GO): nucleotide catabolic process
Molecular function (GO): hydrolase activity
Source: RefSeq, a predicted model, not a curated record